Cervus elaphus (red deer) is the source of this 1966-nucleotide messenger RNA. RefSeq lists its product as uncharacterized. Lineage: Eukaryota; Metazoa; Chordata; Mammalia; Artiodactyla; Cervidae. The transcript is spliced from 2 exons. The coding region runs from base 220 to 936 and encodes 238 amino acids. The record is from RefSeq and is a predicted model, not a curated record.
UCAGACACAACUGAGCGAUGGACACACACACAGCACCCCCAGCGCACCCCGGGCAGACGUGCGCACACUCCUGCUCACAAACUACCCCGGGGGCUUGGCUCCUGCAGAGAUGCUCUUCAGGGGGCGACAGCGAGCAGCGACAUUUGGGGAGCAUGACGGAGCAUCUCCACCAUCUCUGGGAACCCUUCCUCCUGGAUCUCCCCCCAGCCCUGCGGUCAGAUGCCGCGCAGCCGGCCAUCGCUAGCACCUCCGCGGCCCCGGUCACUCUCUGCAGGGAGACCCCCCGGGGCCAGCCAAGGCCGUGUCUCUGCGCACACCCUCCUGGUCGUGCACACCCUCCUGGUCGUGCACACCUUCCCGGUCGCGCACACCCUCCUGGUCGUGCACACCUUCCUGACCGCGCACACCUUCCCGGCUGUGCACACCUUCCUGACCGCGCACACCUUCCCGGCUGUGCACACCUUCCCGGUCGCGCACACCCUCCUGGUCGUGCACACCUUCCUGACCGCGCACACCUUCCCAGCUGUGCACACCUUCCCGGUCGCGCACACCCUCCUGGUCGUGCACACCUUCCUGACCGCGCACCACCUUCCUGGUAGUGUACACCUUCCCGAUCGCGCACACCUUCCCGAUCGUGCACACCUUCCUGAUCGUGCACACCUUCCUGGUCCUGCACCCCGCACUCUCCCCGAUGAGCUCAGUGAGCGCACACCUGGACCCCCAAAUACAGCCGCCCCCCGGAGCACGCUCAGCCCUCAGACCCUCUCACACGACCUGCACACCCAGAGGCUGCAGCCCUGCCCGCCGCACAGAGCCAGCUUCCGCCCAGCUCUCCUCGUCUGCCGGGAACACGUCUCCGCCCAGAACCUGGUCCGAUCUCCUCUUUCUGAUCACUUAAUCUCAGCAAGGCUCAUUUCCUCAGAGAGGCUACCCUGAGUUCCUUCUUCCUGUGGCUUCGACCCACUUCUCCUCGUGCUGCUUAUUGGGCAGCGCAUCACUGGCUCGUUUACUGCUUUUCGGGCCGUGGCCCUCCUCACCCCCCACAAGCAUGAGCACAGGCUGGACUCAGAGGCCCUCGGGCCUGGAACCGCGUUCGGGGUAGGGAAGGGUGACCAGUUAACACAGGAGGGGAAUUCACUUCCUGGUCAGAGUGCUCUGUUGCACAGACUUCCCGAGACACAGAUUCCCUGAUGAUACUGUUUGGCCUUGGAGAUGGAUCCCCUUGGUGAGAAUUUCCUUCCACGUGGGUCUCAGACCCAGCGAUUCCCCAAAGAACUUUCCUUUCUGACCCGGAGAGUCCAGUGAGCAUCCCUAGUUUCUCCAACAGCUUCCAGCCGUGGACACUGAUAGGAAUUUGGAGGGACACUCCGGCCCCUGUGGUGCAGACUUCCAGGCACCAGCGUCUUAAGGGUGAAUCCUCCCUGCCCAGGGCCUGGCCCAGUCGGCGAGGCAUAAGCCUAGGCCCUGCGCAGCGCGGAGACCUUCUGGUCCUGUCAUCACUGACGCUCCGAGGUCCGGCUUCCUCCUGGGAACUCAGUUCUAAGUUCAGACAGGGCCUGAGACCUCAGCCCCGUGCGGGGCUCACCCAGAGCCCCGGGCCCCUUCCUGGCUCAGAUGCCCUGCGGUGGCCUCUGUGUCACUCUGGCUUGAAUGCUGUCCCCGGUGCCCUUUUUCCUGCCCUGGAGGUCAGCAUUGUGUCCGUAAUAGUUGAUGCAGCCUCUUACCUGUGUGUGUUUGGAAGCCCCCAGCCUCCGUCUGGACUGGACCUUCAUCUGCACCUUUAUUUCCUCCGCGAUCCGCACCCAGCCUGAGUCCUGGGCACUCGGGAUCAUGUGCUCUGCUUUUGCUGUGGUUUAGUCGCUCAGUCGUGUCCGACUCUUUGGGACCCCAAGGACUGCAGCACUCGAGGCUUCCCUGUCCUUCACCAUCUCCCGGAACUUGCUCAAACUCAAGUCCAUCGAGUCGG